CGCCAACGUAACCCCACGCCUUCGGGAUUAAGGCACACCAGCCCACAGGGAGGAGCUGAAGGACAGAGUCUGUGUGUUACGUGUCUAGCUGCACUGUUCUCCAUGGCUGCUCUAUCGACCAUAAGCCCUUCCUGCCCCCUCCCAACUCAUAAGCAUACCAAGCACAGGAUGUUGGAAGGAAGCAUCAGCAGGAACCAAUCAGCACAUCACGAAGUGGAUUGAGUUGCAUGUGCUCUUGUUUGUGUACGUGCAGCAGCCGGUUUCCAGCAGAGAAGGCGGGACUGCAGCCAGGGUACGGUUUCUUUAGCUGGCACUGCAUUCAAUGCACUGGCAGAAGGGAGUAAAGAGCUCUACUGAAAGUUAACUAAUUCAACCACAGCUUUUGUCACAAGAUUUUUUGGGGGGAAAAAUAAGGAAGAGAAUGUUACUGUUGGACUGCAAUACAGAGCCUGCUGGCCUGACCCACCUUCUAGAAGAAGGGACAGAAGUCAACAUAGCUGCUGAUGCUUUUGUCCAAUCUCCAGCUCAUCUGGCUGCUCAUGGAGGAAAUGCUUUCUUCCUACUUUGGCAACUGCAGACAGGAGCCAAUGUGAAUGAACAGGAUUGGCUUGGGGAAGCUCCAAUUCACAAGGCAGCUAAGGUUGGGAGUUUGGAGUGUCUUGCUUUACUUGUCGCCAGUCAUGCCAGCAUUGACUUGCGCAAUAAGAAUGGUCAAACAGCAGAAGACUUGGCACUGGCUUUGGGAUUUCUGGAUUGUGCCCACUUCCUCAUGACAGUGAAGCAAAUUAAGAACAGGAAAACAGUAGCACAACCUUGUUAUUCUCUGAACAGCAAUGAGGAGAACUUGUCCAGCAAUGCUGCAACAAGACAGAAACGAGCAUGGGCAAUCAACAGAUCCAUAAGCAAGAAGAGAAUGAGAUCAAAUGUAUGAAAUUCCUGAUGUUAUGCGAAAGCCUGUCACAACAAGAAGAAACAUGAACAAUCAAAACUCAAAGGGCCUGCAGCGCAAAAC
Messenger RNA from Pogona vitticeps (central bearded dragon), 1012 nucleotides. It is a transcript of the gene ANKRD37, whose product is annotated as ankyrin repeat domain 37. NCBI's taxonomy places the organism in Eukaryota, Metazoa, Chordata, Lepidosauria, Squamata, Agamidae. Gene Ontology annotation, cellular component: cytoplasm. Gene Ontology annotation, molecular function: protein binding. The record is from RefSeq and is a predicted model, not a curated record.